AUGGCGAAAUCAACCGCAUCCUCGACUUCAAUAAAAGAAGACGACACCCCGAAAACACCAGCCAAGCGGAAACCCAAUAACGACGGCAGUAGCAACAAACCGACCAAUGUUCCCAAUGGCGCCCUCGCCGCAGCCAUCAUGCGAAAGGCCUCAUCCCCUCAAGUCGCCAGCCCUCGAACGCCCCUGCGCAAGCACUCUACGCAGCCGAACCUCAAGACCCCCAACUCGGCUCCGGCGCGCGCGAGAAAGGCUCCCGAGCCGACACUGCUAGGCGAUUUCCUGCUGGGGAGACCCAGUCCGGCCCGGCAGAGGAACAACGGCAUUGGAGCGAAGAGACGGCAGAGUCUCGAUGCUGUGAAGCGUGAGAUGCGCGCGGAGGUUGUGGCGCAGGUGAGAGCGCCAGGAAAAGUCAACGAUCGGGUCAAGGAAUGGCAAAAGCAAAGUCGCGGAGCGGGGAAGGGGGAGCAGCCGGAAGAGAUUGUGGUGGAGUAUGAGACCGAUUCUGAGGUUGGAGGUGUUCCGGUACAGGAGAAGAUUGCUGCGCCGAAGCAGAGGCUGAAGCGGAAGUCCAGGACGAAGCCUCCUGACCAUGGAGACGACGAUGAGAGGGGGAGGGGCGCUACUCCGGAUGAUGGGGAGGAUAGGCGUAGAGAGAGGAGUAAGAGCGUGGCGCCGAAGAAGAGGGUUAUUAGCGAUGACCACUGGAUGAUGAAGAAAAAGAAGAGUCCGAAGGGGAAAGGUGCCAGCAUCCCGAAGAACUUCCUCAAGGUAACCGCAAUCAAUCCGCCUUUCGAGAAGAAGAUUGAGGAUUGGGUGAAGCGGAUGGAGGAUGAGCCUGCGCCGGUGCUGGAGAAGCCGCGGAGCAGGAGUAGGAAGGUGCUGGAGAGGGAUGUGGCAGAUGGAGCGAGGAAGGCCGAGGAGCCGAGAGCGUGGAGGGUGGAGAAUUUGAUGCCGGGGGAUGACGGGAUCCGAGUUAAGCCUAUGAAGGUCAGACCUGAUAGGCAGAGGGCGUCUUCUACUCCGAGGGUGAAAGCUGCCGCUUUGCAGGAUGAUGGGAUUCGAAUUAAGCCUAUGAAGGAGAGACCUGACAGGGAGAGGGCGUUCUCUACUUCGAGGGUGAAAGCUGUCGCUUUGCAGGAUGAUGGGAUUCGAGUGUUUGCUCCGAAGACCUUUCCGAAUGAUGACGAUGGCAUUAAGGACAAACUUGCGAAGGGUAGACCAAGCAAGGAACGAAUGGCUCCUGUCUCCAAGGGGAAAGUUGCUCCGCAGGAUGAUGGUAUUCGGGUCACUGCCUCAAAUACCAGCUUUAACGACGAUGGCAUCAGGAUACGACCCUCUAGAGAAUCUUCUCCCCAGUCAGAUCUGCGGAUAAAACCUGUCCGAAAAGAUGGGAGCAAGAGACGUCCGAAGGAAGAGGGAGAAUCGCCCACUCCGACCCCUAGAAAGAAGAGCAAGCAACACGUCAAGCCAUCUUCUGAGACUGAAACGGGAGCUCGAGUCACUUCCCAUGGAACGGCUUCGUAUCGCGACGAGGAUAUUGUAUCCCAUGUCACUCCAGCUCCUCGCCCGAGAUCCAGCCGUCGAAGCCAGAAAUCGGAGACCCCAACCGAAACUCUGGAUGAGAUUCCAUUCGGCAAUUCUGCAUUCAGUGUACUCGAUCUACCACUCGGUGCCGAGGCCAACACUAUGAGACGGUCUGAGUCGAAGCGAACUCCUAGUUUCUCUGCCGUUGUACCCAAAGUGUUGAAGCGGGUGUACACUGAAGGCAAGAAAAUGAUGCAGGAUACUGCUGAACCACCCAGAGGAGGGAUAAACCAGCCUCCCAGCAUUGACUCUUGGUUAAAUGGUACGGUGGACCCGCUUGCUGAAGAACCAGUAGCCCAGCCAGACACCCUCAAAGUGCCCACAGCUCCAGUUUCGAGGUUGCCCAGCAAGAAAGAGGGCGAUCGAGCAGAAAAACAUAUUGAGCCUGGCCCGGAGCGCAGUGAGCAGAAACAUCAAAGUAACAAGCGAAAGUCUUGGGAGAAAGAAGAGAGCCCACGCGUUAAGUCCCCUGGUGAGGCCAGGGAUCGCAAUACCCUGCCAAGUAUGGAGAAUUCUCCGCCUGCUUCCUCGUCUGGCUUGAGAAGAAGCCCGGCUACUCGUAAUAUGUCCUCGCCAAAGUCACCACGGAAGCUGACCCUGAAAGAGGCUGUGCUCGACGCUUUCAAGGGCGAGUCGUCGGUAGCAAAAAAGGAUUCUCCGAGUCCCUUUGACUUCAUUGGAAUGAGAGAUCGUGAUGUGAACCGGCUAGAGUCUGUUGCUGAAAAUCCACCCCCAAAACGCACUCCUCGAGUGGACGAGGACCCAACUUCUCAGCAACCAAAUCUGGAGAGAGCGUUGCCCUCGUUCCCUAGACGGCUGGCACCAACUACUGGCAAUCAUAGGCUGUCCACCAUUGCUUCUGUUGAGACAUUCAGAACUGGAACGGAAUCAUCGUUGACAGAGACGUCCGCACCCUCUGAGCUCACCCAAACAACACUCACGCAGAGCAGUGUGCUCACUGGAACCACUGCUUCAACCCUCUCGCAGACGACUGCGUCUUCGUCUUCUCUCUCGCGUACCACGGGCACCAGUCUCUCCAGACAUAGCAAAGUCUCCACCAGCAAUCGUAGCAACAAGAGUAACAGCGGGGGACUCAAGAGGAGACUCACCAAGCAUUCUGAUCUGGUCUCGAUGCUCUCUCUGCCAGACUCGGAAGUACCAGGUCGUGGGCACAGCAUCAAGUCGGCGCGGAGUAUCCGAACCACCAAGGCAAACCUCGAGACGGCAACUGUCCAGGAUAUCUUUCGAGAACUUGCAGACGACGAGGCCAAAUAUAUGCGGGAACUGAACACGCUCGUCGACGGGGUGAUCCCGGUGCUUCUGACGUGCGUGUUAUCAAAAUCCGAACUUGCUAUCGCUACUGGUCUUUUUGACCCACUCGCUAGCUCCACCGACAACCUCCAAACGAAACCCAUUGUUGACAUGGGCGUCGCGCUCGAACGACUCAAGAGCCUCCACAAACGCAUCCCUCUCACUGAUCCCCUAGACUUUAUUCGCUGGGCUGAAUCAGCUGUCAAGACUUACGAGGAUUUCAUACACGCCUGGCGCUCUGGGUUCGAGGACGUCGUUGUUAAUCUUGCCCCUGCGUCACGUACCGACUCGAUGGCCGUGGAGUCAGAUCGGGACAAGAUGAAAAUCGACAAGCACGGCGAUGUUCUGCGCGAUACAGGAGAGAGAGCUGAUGUGGGGUAUAUGCUGAAGAGACCCCUCGUGCGCACCAAGGGGCUGGCCAAGGCCACAAAGGGAUUUGCGAUGAUUCUUGGUACAGAAAAGGCCGAAGCUACAAGAGACAAAUACGAAGAAUUGCAGGCCCUGCGCCGACGACGAGUUGAGGAAGAGAGUGCCAGAAAGGAGGACCUGCGCGCAAUCAACACGGAUACUAGCCGCGUUCACGACCUCAGAACGAUGUCGCAUGUGAAGGGUGUCACGAUUUCCCGCCACAGAAACGUGAUGAUGAAGGAUGUUUUUGAUCUAGAGAUAUUUCACUCCAGCGGCGAACAAUACGUGUGUGAAACAGAGAUCACCUUUCGCUCCGGCAGCUCCAAGAUGGAAAAUGAUGGUGACAUUUUGAUCUGCCAGACCGACGAAAAUGAAAAUUUCCUUCUCUUUCCUCCGAUUUCCAUGAAAAACAUCUCAGCACGUCAAGGAGACCGGGACACGGAGCUUGUUGUCAUGGUUCGCGGACAAGCUAUUGGCAUCAAUGGCAGGGAGGAAUGGUCAGAAUGCUUAGUACUUGAUGCCGACGAUGCACAGAUUGCCGGAGAAUGGUUGCUCAUAUUCGGCCUUUACCCUAUCCCGCCGUCUAUCAAACAAUACACGCCUAUGCUUGAUCCAGAGCUUGAGACUGUCCUUUCUCAAGCUGGUGAUGACACGAAGAGCAUCGUUGGCGCCCUCAAGUCCAAGAGUUCGGACGAGAUACCUUUCGGUGAGCGACCUCGGCGGGAAGCUGAAGAGGAAAUCAGGGGUGGACAGCCAGGACUCAUGCAUGCUGCAUACAGUUUGCUCUCGAAAGAUGCAAUCAGUAAGCUUUCGGACGACUGUGUCUUGGACAUCGAGGACCUCAAUGAUGCUAUGAUGAAGGCUGACAGAAAGUCGUUUCUUCGGCUACCAAAAUACGGUUGGGCAACGACUCUGAAUUGCGUUAUGUCAGGAGGGUUGGAUCCAUAUGCAGUGAAUGAUGAGGAUUCCAGGCCCAGGAGUAGGGACGACCAAGAUGACAAUGCAAAGAAACCAUCAAAAUAUGACAACAUCUUCCUCUCGAAGCGCAGAUCGCCCAGUCCCCAGGCACAAACCAACACGCCGUUGAAGGAGGCGAUGAGACCGGAGUUGACUUACACGGACAGAUAUCACGAGAAGAUCCCCUCUCAACACGAGGACACUCCACCGCCACCACCCGCUCACAAAACUCCUCCGAGACCGGCACUGAAGCUCACACCAGUUCUCGAUUCGCCUACACCCCGUGCCAGAAAUCGUCGCACAUCAUCGCCAUUGAAGCACGAGUAUCAACCUUCCGAGGAUGCCUCAGGUACUUCUUCUGCAGCUGAGGCAACCGAGUCCGAGUCCGGGUCAGAAGAGUACACAACUUCAGAGGACGAUUCUGAUGAUCUCGAAGAGGAAGAGACUAGACCCACUACUGCUACUACCAUACCAGUAAUCAACGUCACUGAGAAAGCUGCCUCCCGUCCAGCAUCGAUUUAUAAUCAUCCUAAUGCGAGCCUGGCACCGUCCAUGUCGGCUUCUCAAGCUCCUCUCAAACCUGUCAUUCGACCAGCUGCUCCCCGGCCAGAGACUGCGACGACUAAAAUUACUGCCAUGAUCUCUCACUGGUCGGACUCUGAAGGUAGAUGGAUCGAUGUCUGCGAUGGACUCUGCUCUGUUGUCGUUGGACCUGGGCGUGUCGAGGGAUUUGACAUCGGUUUUGCCAACUCGAUUUCCCCAGGGGAGGAAUCGUAUAUCGAUCGGAAGCCUACCACAGACUCUGAUCCACUGGUUGGACAAGAUAUCACACCGCACGUCUCUUUACGUCGCAGCACUAAGAUCGAUAUUGAGAUCAAGGCACCUCCAUCCCCAAGUUCGCGCAUGAAGGGCACCAGACUGACACUUCGAUACCGGUCAAUCAAUGCUCAUGACUCCGUUGAGCUGUACAAAGCCCUGCAUAGCGCCCGCAUGGAAAACUUGAAGUUCAAGAUUCUUGAGGAGGAGCGGCUCCUGUCCUCAUAUGGUCACAACUCCCGUUACCGCACCAUCCUCCGCAACAAGAGCUUCCGCCGCUCCGAGGCCAGUGUAGCAGCUCUAAGUACAGCCGGCAGCGAGAAAAGCAGUCUCGGUUCGGCCCUCAGUGCUGUCAAGCGUUUCGGCAUCGGCGGUAUGUUCAACAUCGGCAAGUCCUCCCUGCAAGCCGGCGAAGGCAACGGUGGCAUCUCCACUUCCUCGUCCGAUUAUUCAAACAUCACACCGCACACCAAUGACCCGUCUCUCGCGGCAAACAGCCAAAGCGGCGGCAGUUUGUGGAGCAACGGCGUUACGGUCCACGACCUGGGCUGGCAAGACAUUAGUAUCCGGCUGUACAUUGCCACCAGAGGAGGAAAAUGGGAUGACCUUGGUCCCGCCCACCUCACCGUCCAGGCUCCGCCUCCGGGCAUGAGACAAGCUUCCUCCUUGAAUCACGGACCCCAGAAGAGAAUCACUGUUACCCAGCGGUUUGGAAAUGGCGAGGAAGAUGUGAAUCUGAUCCUGGAUUGCGCAUUGGGCGCGGACUGCUUCUCCAAGAUGGGCCAUCGGGGCGUGAUUGCCAACGUGUGGGAGGAUAUUAGGGGCGACAACGGGGUCGUGGGGUUCGCGAGUAGUCGGGGCGGGGUGGCGGGCAGAGUGCGGAAGUGGUGUUUCCAGACGGCCCGGUCAGGGGACUGUCAGUGGAUCUACAUGCUUUGUCGGAGCGGGCUGGCUUAG
Drepanopeziza brunnea f. sp. 'multigermtubi' MB_m1 is the source of this 6033-nucleotide messenger RNA. RefSeq lists its product as uncharacterized. The record is from RefSeq and is a predicted model, not a curated record. NCBI's taxonomy places the organism in Eukaryota, Fungi, Ascomycota, Leotiomycetes, Helotiales, Drepanopezizaceae.